AUGGUGCGUAUAGCGAAGGAGAAUGUGCUGUUAAUCUUUACGGUACUUGGUGUUGUAGCAGGAAUUAUUCUGGGUAUAUCAUUACGAGAUCCUGAUGCUAAAUGGAGCAAAAGGCAUUUGAGUUAUUUGCGAUUUCCUGGUGAUGUCUUCGUUCAAAUGCUCAAAAUGCUGAUUCUUCCGCUAAUCAUGUCAAGUAUCAUAACAAGCUUGGCAUCUGUGGAUUCAAACACUGCUGGAAAACUUGGAAUGAUAUCAUUGGUAUACUACUUCUUGACAACUAUGAUGGCCGUUAUACUGGGCAUUGUGCUGGUAGUUCUUAUUCAACCUGGAAAGUGGAUGACAACAAAUAUUGAAGAAAUUGUUGGCGAAGUUAGCAAAGCUCCUUGUAUCUCUACUGCAAUGGAUACGAUUUUGGAUCUAGUGAGAGCAUUAUUCCCAGAAAAUCUCAUUGAAGCAACAUUUCGAUCGCACAAGGUCUGCAUGAAGUUCCUAAAUGGCUCCGAAUCGGUAAAUCCGGACUACGUGCUGAAAAUGAGCCCAGAGGCUCGCGCAGUUUUUACGGAACUUCCUGAAAAAAUUACUUCCGAUGGAAUGAACAUUCUUGGACUUGUUAUGUUCAGUGUAGCCUUCGGAAUAACAAUCAGUUGGAUUGGAGAGGAGGGGCUGGCUCUGAAAGCUUUUUUCAAAAGUCUUGAAGCAGUCAGCAUGAAACUCAUCUCCCUCGUUAUCUGGUACUCCCCCAUUGGCAUCACUUUCCUCAUAGCGGCACAAAUAGUUUCUAUGAAAAAUCCGGGAAAAGAGCUUCAGCGAUUGAUGGGUUACAUGGUUACGGUAUUAAUCGGACUGUUCAUUCAUGGCUUCAUUUUGCUGCCAAUUCUGAUGAUCACCCUAGCCAGAAGGAAUCCCAUCAAGUAUGUCUGCGGAAUGGCUCAAGCACUUUUGACGGCUUUAGCUACGAGCUCAAGAAACAUGGAUGGUACUGCUCUGUACGAAGCUGUUGCUGCAAUAUAUAUUUCCCAAUGUGUUGGAAUGGAGCUAUCCUUGGGUCAAAUUAUCCUUGUCAGUCUUACCGCUACCCUCGCAAGCAUUGGCGCUGCUGGGAUCCCCCAAGCAGGAAUUGUUACCAUGAUCAUGGUGUUAAUUGCAAUUGGACUCCCAUCGAAUCUAUUUAUUUUGAUUUUUCCCGUGGAUUUCUUUUUGGAUAGGAUUCGCACAACUGUCAACGUACAUGGAGAUAGUAUCGGAGCUGCUGUCGUUGGAAAACUCUGCGAAAAAUAUUUGAAGCAAGGAUCUUCUGAAGUAAAUGAACAAGGCUACAGUAUGCUGUCAACGCAUGCCAGUCCCGCUCCGUCCAAACGAAUAAGCAUUGGCAAUCAUCACUAUGAAAACUCACAUAUGUUGUGA
Molecule: messenger RNA, 1404 nt
Organism: Cylicocyclus nassatus
Lineage: Eukaryota; Metazoa; Nematoda; Chromadorea; Rhabditida; Strongylidae
Source: the annotation of a GenBank genome assembly